Molecule: messenger RNA, 2549 nt
Organism: Pomacea canaliculata
Lineage: Eukaryota; Metazoa; Mollusca; Gastropoda; Architaenioglossa; Ampullariidae
Product: glycosaminoglycan xylosylkinase-like
Exons: 9
Coding region: 130-1521 (463 amino acids)
Biological process (GO): protein phosphorylation
Cellular component (GO): Golgi apparatus
Molecular function (GO): phosphotransferase activity, alcohol group as acceptor
Source: RefSeq, a predicted model, not a curated record
CUUAUAAGAAGAGAUAAGGGCCUUUUCGUUCUCUUUUCUUCCCCUAAUUUAUUGUCAAAAUGGCAGACGACGCACAAAAUUCAUCGUCGUGAAAAUGUUUCUGUUCUAUCCUGUUGAUUUACGGAUACGAUGGCACGAUUUCAGGUUAGGAGUGGUAGGAGAAGGGGAAUAUAUGGAAUACCAUGUCUUCAGUCACGACUCCAGGUGGCAGUUAUUAUCAUUAUAGUCUUCAUAAUUUCCGUCUCCAUCAAGAUCCUGCAGCCAGAAUUCUCUUCAGAUACUAGAAUUGAAUCACUGAAUUUAGGAGACAGCAUAAAACAUAAUGCAAUGCCUGAUGGGAAUUUAGUGGUCAAUCACAUUGACUUUGCACCACAAGAGGUCCAUUUAGACAUUGAUGGACCCAUGAACAUAGCUCAACGUACAGAAAAUGCCAGAGACAAGCUGAUAGAAAAGUAUCGAGUGAACAUCAGUACUUCAAAGCACUCUUUACAGUCACUCUGGAGUACUGCUGCUGACUGGGUACAAGCUCGUGAAAUUCUCCCAGAACGCGCCACAGAACUUGGUGCCAUUCUUCAUGCCAUGGCAACAGCACCUAUCACUGCUGUAGAUGUGGGUUAUAAAGGCACACAGCUAAAAUUAUCUAUGGAACUACAAGACAAACAAUCAGUUGUUUUCAAGCCCAUGUGGUACAAAAGAGAUUUUAUUAUACAAGGUGAACCAUAUGCAGGAAGAGAUAGGCAUAAUGCUGAGGUAGCAGCCUUUCAUCUCUCAAGGAUCUUAGGGUUAAGGCGUGUUCCAUUAGCUGUUGGGCGUAAAGUUAACCUUAAACAAGAGGUUAUUCCUGUUGCAUCUCAGGCACUUCUAAACACAUUUUAUAAAGAUAAUAAUAACACUUGUUUCUAUGGCAAGUGCUAUUACUGUCGACCAACAGAAGGGGUAUGUGCGGAAGGGGAAGUAAUGGAGGGCACAGUAAUCCUCUGGCUGCCUGCCAAGUUCAUACUGAAUACCACACAUCACCCCUGGGCUCGAAAGUAUAGAGCAAAUGUUCGUGCAAAGUGGGAGACAGAUGACAACUACUGUAAGGCUGUAAAGCAGCUUCCUCUUUACAAGACGCAUGACUACCGCCUGCUGGAUAUCAUAGACACCGCCAUCUUUGACUACCUCAUAGGCAAUGCUGACCGCCAUCAUUACGAAACAUUUAGCAACGUUGACAAAGGCAUGCUAGUCAUUUUGGAUAAUGGGAAAAGUUUCGGAAACCCAUUCCAAGAUGAGAGAUCAAUUUUAGCGCCACUGUACCAGUGCUGCAUAGUUCGUUAUUCAACAAGGGAAAAUCUGAGGAUACUCCAAGAAAGUCUUCUAAGCAGUGUUUUGCGAGAAGUUCUGAGAUCAGACCCCAUCUACCCUGUGCUCACAGACAGCCAUUUUGAAGCCCUAGAUAGGCGUGUAGCAACUGUUUUGCAAGAAAUCGAAACCUGCAUUAGCACAAAUGGCCUGAACUCUAUCAUUUUGGAUGACAGAUAAUAUAAGUAGGAGUUUCAAAUGUUCUUACAAUGAACAUUAUUGCUUUUUAGUCCUUACCCAGCCAGUUCUAUGCUUACUGAAGGUUUAUUGAGUGUUAUAGUUUGCUGCUUUGGGAUACAUUUUCUUUCUGGUUUUGCAAGGGAAUGGUGGUUGUUGUGCCUUCAUUUGUAAGCAUCAACUUGGUAUGGAUUGCAGUUAAAGCUCAUACAUUUUUGUGGUUUUCUGCUAAAGUUUUCAUAGUGAAAAUGUCUUAAGUUUACAUUAUUGUUUUAAAAGAAGGCUUUAUGGCAUUAUGUUGCGCUUGACAGGAGAAGGUGGUCAGUUCAAUUCUUUGGACUUCCGAACUUUGAAAAUGCUAUCUGUCUACCCUUAGGGAUAUAUACUUGAAGUACCAGGUUGAAUCAUUGGGUUCCACAUUUCGUUUACAGUGCCCUAUGCAAAUUGAGCUAGUCAACAUUCACUGCCCCUUCCCUUCCCAUAGCUGUUAGAGUUUGAGACCUAUACAAAUACCUUUUUAAUAUCUGAAUUUCUGUUAGAAAUACCCCCAUCCUUCAGACAUCAUUCAUAAAAGGAUUCAGGUCCUUACAUUUCACUUUAAAGAAUUGUAAAUAAUUGAAAAGAAAAAAAAGUGUAAAGACGUUGUUAUAUAACUGAAUGAAGAAAGGAAAAUAUUGCAGUUUAUGUUUAUCCUUAUAUUUUUAUUUUUGGCAUCUUGGAGGAAGAAACCUAUACCUUUCACACACCAAUGAUCUGGUAUACAUGAGGAAAUGAUAAUUACUAUACUUCUUUUUUCUUGUUUAGCAGGUUAGAGAUUUUGUGGGUCUUGGAGGUGUUAGCAAGGUAUUUAAGCUUUACCUUAUAUUCCUACUGUUAGCUUGUUUCUAGUUAAUAAUUUUGGCUUUUAUUUAUAUAGUUAAACAACAAUUUGUUAUGGUUUGUUAAACAUCGAAAAAGUUACCACAUUUGCUGAAGUUCAUCUUUGGAACUUUUUAUUGUUCCUUAAAAUUAAAUGAAGUAUUUUUUUAAAA